This is a messenger RNA of Galdieria sulphuraria, 1109 nucleotides long. RefSeq lists its product as uncharacterized. Lineage: Eukaryota; Rhodophyta; Bangiophyceae; Galdieriales; Galdieriaceae. Bases 147 to 689 code for a protein of 180 amino acids. The record is from RefSeq and is a predicted model, not a curated record. The transcript is spliced from 3 exons.
GUCGCGUACAAAAGAGCUGUUCUGAAUUGUAUCUACUACUUUACUAAAUUUGGAUAUACUCCAGAACAAGUCUAUCUGUUGCUGAGUUUGUUGCCCGUGAGCAAAUCGUCCAAUUGAGUCUGAAAUAUUCAAAUUGGGGUCGGAUCAUGUCUCGUAUAACUUUUUCCUUUGUUUCGAUACUGACAAGCUUAAGCUUUUUGAUACUAAGCUGUAUCUAUGUUCCUGCUAAUGGCUUACAAAGCAUAUCUAUACCACUUGUUUCGUCUUUCAUUAAACUAAGUCAAGGGGUUUGUUUGCUUUGGUCUUCCCUCAAAUCGAGAGGGAACUUGAACAGCAGUUCACGUCAACUGAAAUUCGCGGAGCUGCUGCUAUUGUUUGACUUCAGUUUGGGAUUGUAUUUAUUUGUAAAAAUAUACAUUUUGGCGCAGUUUCGCAAUUGCUACUACUUAAGAAACCUGUUUAUUCUUUGGAUAUCUUUUUUUCACUUUUGCAGCCCCGCAAUACCCCUUCUUUUGGUCAAAGGUCAACAAAGUCAAAGACUUGCAGUGUGGUUGUUUUUCACAGCAUUAAGUUUAUUUGUUCUUAUUAUAUACUAUUUCUUACAGGAUGAAAAGGAUAGGUGGACAGAAGAGAGCGGACUAAGUCAUGUGUCCUGGAAACGGAUAGUUGUCCAAGGAACUGGGGAAUAGUAAACAGACACUGCGAAAAGAGGAAAGGCGCUAUAAAUUUGAACGUAUAUAUGAAUUUCACUUUUCAUAAGCAGUUAACCAAAACUGUCGAGUUUGACCGAAUUCACUGUAUUUCUAUGAGUUUAUACUUGGAAGAUUCAUAGAUGAUAUUAUAAAACUGUGUGAGAAUUGACCAAUCGAAGGAAGAAGAAGAAAAAGAGAGCAGAGAUCCAACUCCAAGUAAUUUGAGCGCGAAAGUUCAGAAUAUGAAGAUCGUGGGAUACAAUGUCAAAUUUUGUACAUAAAUUUUCUUGAGCCAAAGAAUCUCAAGUAGAGCAAAGUUCCUUUUGGUAAUUUGUGGCUGAAGAUAGUCUUCGAACAGAUACUAUUCCAAUUCUAUACCUUAAAGUCUUUUGAAGUGUCUAACAUUGUGUAUUUAUU